Papaver somniferum (opium poppy) is the source of this 2768-nucleotide messenger RNA. RefSeq names its product probable amino acid permease 7. Lineage: Eukaryota; Viridiplantae; Streptophyta; Magnoliopsida; Ranunculales; Papaveraceae. The coding region runs from base 1213 to 2640 and encodes 475 amino acids. Gene Ontology annotation, cellular component: plasma membrane. The record is from RefSeq and is a predicted model, not a curated record. The transcript is spliced from 10 exons.
AUCAUAAUCCAAUUCUGCCACGCACCCGCCUUCUCCGCCAGAAGAUGAACAAUAAAUAAAGAAACACAUCGAGCAUGGACAACGACUGGUCUGUAGACUACCAUUGUCCUCUUUCGUGAACCAGCAGACUGACAACCAGUGUUUCUAAAACUAAAACAAAAACAAAAAAUAGAGAAAGUUAAUUACUGCCGAGAGAUCAUUAAGGCUUUGUAUUUCAGGUCUGUAGUUUGGUUAUCCCGUAGAUUCCAAGUGGACAACGAAUCCAAACUACAUAUCGAAAAUAACAGAAGCAGGUCCAUCGAAAUACAUAGAUUUUAAAGAUGAUGAAUUCGAAGAUACUAUUGGAGAAAGAAGAAAUAAGGCUGAUUCAAUUGCGAUGAAAGAACAACAAAAAUAUCGCGUUGCCAGGUUUACUGAGACAUAUUCAGAUGCUCCCAGUCCAAGCUGUACUGCUGCUAAGAGUACUAAUUUGCUUGGAACCAAAUCUUUUGAUGACUUGCCGGAGGAUAUGGUUGCAACAAUACUGGAAAAGCAUCCAGCGAAGGAUAUCUACCAUGGACGAUUUGUUUGUAAGGCUUGGGACUCGAUCAUAACAACUCAUUCAGGUUUCCGAUCCGCCUUCAAUGAAUACUUUAACAAAUUUCAGCGACGUCCAUGGUUCUUACUCUUGGAUCAAGAGAAAUCAUCGUUAGGGCUCCGACCUGACGCAGUAUAUAACGUGGAAGCAGAUGCCCCAGCUGGUGCAUGGUGCCAAAUAAAACUCAAAAUUCCGGUACCAACGUCAACAACAACUACAACAAGAACACACAACGUUGUCAUUUCAUCUGGUGGACUGAUGUGUGCAUGGACUAAGGAACUCUCUUUCGACUAAGAUCCAUUGCCCAAUUUUAACAGCCGAUGCAACCUAGUAUGGGUGCGCACGAUCCGAAUCGGUUCCGUUUUGCCACUGACGUGACAGUACUUCUUUUUGAAUUUUAAAUUAGUUAAGGGACAUUCGAAGAAACAAACCCCAUAAGUCACUGAUUCCUCCAUUAUUAGUUUAUUACCUACCAAUAAGAAAGAAGUACAUGACGAAGAAUAUAGCCAACGCCAACAACCUAAAUUAUGACUUCCUUUCAUAAUUUAUUGAUCGAAACACAAAAACAAUCCUCAUUUUAUAUCUUUUUCUCUGAAAUUUGUAAAGCGCCACAUAAACUAGCUAGCUAGUUAGUCAUGGGGAGAGAAAGACCAUUGGACCAAGAUGAUGAUCAUGAUCAGGUUCCACUUCUAGAAUACCAACAUGCACCACCGCGAUCGCCACCACCUUCUUCAGAUCACUUCAAGAGAACUGGGAGUUACUGGACAGCAAUAGCGCAUGUAAUAACAGCGGUUAUAGGUUCAGGAGUACUUUCAUUGGCAUGGAGCACUGCUCAGCUUGGAUGGAUAGCAGGACCCAUAGCUCUGCUUAGUCUAGCAGGGAUUACAGUUGUAUCUGUUUUCCUCUUAUCCGACUGCUACAGAUCACCUGAUCCUGAAUUUGGUGUUAUCAGGAAUGGUUCCUACACCAAGGCUGUCAAGUUUUAUCUAGGAAAGAAGAGUCUAUUAUGGUGCGGGGUAAUCUUACAAACGAACUUCUUUGGUAAUGACAUUGCCUAUGUCAUGACUGCCGCCAACAGCAUGAGAGCGAUUCAUAUAUCGAAUUGUUAUCACUACAAAGGCCAUGAGGCUCCAUGUGAUCAUGGAGUUACAUUUUAUAUGCUUGUUUUCGGAGCUAGUCAGAUCGUGUUUUCUCAGAUACCAAAUUUCCAUGACAUGGAAUGGCUCUCCAUAAUCGCAGCAAUCAUGUCAUUUUGUUACGCCUCAGUUGGAUUUUCUCUUGGCUUUGCCAAAGUAAUUGAAAAUGGAACUAUUAAGGGAAGCAUUGGGGGGAUUCCCCAAGCUACGGUAGCUAAGAAAGUAUGGAAGGUCUGUCAAGCACUUGGAGACAUUGCUUUUGCCUAUCCAUUCUCCACAAUUCUUCUUGAGAUACAGGAUACUCUGAGGUCGCCGCCGGCAGAAAACAAAACUAUGAAGAAAGCAUCUCUGUCAGCAGUCUUCAUAACCACCUUCUUCUAUUUCUGCUGUGGAAGCUUCGGGUAUGCAGCAUUUGGGAACCAAACUCCUGGAAACCUUUUGACGGGGUUUGGGUUCUACGAACCAUACUGGCUUAUCGACUUUGCUAAUGUUUGCGUCAUUAUUCAUUUAGUGGGAGGAUAUCAGAUGUUCUGCCAGCCCGUCUUUGCAUUUAUGGAAGCAUGGCUAGCAGAGAAGUACCCCAACAAUGGGUUUAUUAACAAAUCCUACACCUUCAAAGUCCCUUUGCUUCCAAGUCUCAAUCUGAGUCCUUUCAGGCUGUGCACUCGAACUUUUUACGUUGCUACAACAACAGGAAUUGCAAUAACAUUUCCAUACUUCAACCAAGUUUUGGGAGUAAUGGGUUCCUUGACCUUUUGGCCCUUGAUCAUAUAUUUCCCAGUGCAGAUGUACUUUGUGCAGCUGAAGGUUGUGGCAUGGACACGAAAGUGGGUUAUUCUUCAAACGUUCAGCACUGUUUGUUUGAUUAUCAGUACAACUGCGUUAAUUGGAUCGAUUGAAGGCAUUAUAAGUGCCAAACUAGAGUAGAUACCUUGGUUAUUUUCAUGUCCGGCCAAAGGGGAUGUAAUAUCAUAUGGUGUUCUUUCUUGGUCUUGACACCAUGAAACAUGCAUAUGUCGUGUUAUUUUCAAAGUAUAAAGUUUUAAAAAAAACAA